AUGGCUGAUUCCCCAGCCAAAGCCGACGGCGGCUCCGAGCGGAGGCCAGCGGGCUACAAGUCGUGGAAAAAGAAGUAUCGGAAGAUGCGUAUCGUCUUCGACCACAAGAUGCACGAGUGCGAGGAGCUGCACAAGCAAGAGGCCAAGGCCGCCAACACGGUGAAGCGCUUGGCCAUAGAGAAUGACCGGCUACUGGACCUUCUCCUCGAAGUCAACAAUUCUCCGCAGAUUCCUACAGACCGACGGAUAGACCUGUCUCUCAAGCCUCCCUCAGACGACAACGCCCUCUGCUUGCCCAUGGACCGUGAUCGCAGCAAGGACAAGGAGGCUGCUAUGAAGAAACUCGAGCAGUUGCUCAGCGACAUCCCCCAUUCGACUUAUGACUCAGCUAAAGAGACCAAAUCCUCGUUCCUUGCCGACUUGGGUGCUCCCGAUGGCGAGUCCCAUCCUGCACAUUUCCUCUCGGCCGACGAUAUUGACGACUACAUCUACCUCGUCGAUACGGGAAUCGACCCUGACUCAACCUUGCCCACGAUGGCGCCGCUCGCCCACCCCAUUGCGCGUCCCCCCUCAAAUCCUCAGACCAAGAACCCUACUAGUGUCACAAAUUGGCUGCGGAAACAUGCACCAAAGAUCUUCCUCCAAGACGGAGAGACGCAUGGCGAGCGCGGCGGCAGUAAAGCCAGCGGCAAGGGCAAGAAGGCUGGCGCGGCGGCGCGGCUCAGUGCUGCGGCUGAGCGCGGAGACGGCGAUGCCAGCAUGGACGACGAUGGCGAUUUCGGAGCGACACCCGCGGCCCGCAGCAGCAAGCGCAAGAGGGACGACGAUACCGGAUACAAGCCCAGAGGGUCUUCAAGCCGGCCGACUAAAAAGAAGCGGAAGAGUGAUGUCGAGGCAACGCCCACAGCGCGUAAAUCCAAGAAGGACGCUGCGGCAGCGAGCAAGGACGAAUAA
This is a messenger RNA of Trichoderma breve, 954 nucleotides long. RefSeq names its product IEC3 subunit of the ino80 complex, chromatin re-modelling domain-containing protein. Gene Ontology annotation, cellular component: nucleus; Ino80 complex. The coding region runs from base 1 to 954 and encodes 317 amino acids. The transcript has 3 exons. Gene Ontology annotation, biological process: chromatin remodeling. The record is from RefSeq and is a predicted model, not a curated record. NCBI's taxonomy places the organism in Eukaryota, Fungi, Ascomycota, Sordariomycetes, Hypocreales, Hypocreaceae.